Messenger RNA from Funneliformis geosporum, 2349 nucleotides. Lineage: Eukaryota; Fungi; Glomeromycota; Glomeromycetes; Glomerales; Glomeraceae. The record is from the annotation of a GenBank genome assembly.
AUGCAUUCUUUAUUUUAUCGUAACCAAAACCUCAAUUCAUAUAUCGUAUUCAACACCCAUCCAAUAUUAACAUUCCUUAUUCUAAUCCUAUAUAUCCUUAAAUUAAAUACUGCUGAAUUAACAAUAUAUGAUUCUUCGAAUAAUGAGAUAAAAACAUACGAAAAUAUAGAUAUUAUGGGAAUACAUAAACCAGCUUACGGCGUUUCAGGACAAUUAUUUAUAGCAUCGUUCGUUAAACCUAACAACGAUAAAGAUGACGCUUGUAAAAUAAUUAAUUUACCUUUAAUUGAAGAGGACACUAUACUUGUUGUACCAUUUCAUGAUGCAUACAAUGUUGGAUGCAUGUCAUAUUCAGACAUAAUUAAAAGUAAUAAUUGGGAAUAUAAUGAUGAUGUCGAUAUACCCUCGUCGAAAGUUCCAAAUGAUGAUAAUGAUGAUGGUAGCAGGGAACAAGAUAAAGUACCAAAAGAAACUGUUAAUGCUCCUAAAACGCCAGAUGAUCCAAUAAACAAUAAAAAUCCACCAGAUACAACUCCGGCUGAUAAGAAUCCACCAGAUGAUACUCCGAAAGAUACUAAUCCAGAUAAUACUCCAAAAGAUACUCCGAAAGAUACUAAUCCAGAAAAUACUCCGAAAGAUACAACCACAGACAAAACUCCGAAAGAUACAACCACAGACAAUACUCCGAAAGAUACAACCACAGACAAUACUCCGAAAGAUACAACCACAGACAAUACUCCGAAAGAUACAACUACAGACAAUACUCCGAAAGAUACGACACCAGACACGACGUCGCGAGAUUCUACUUCAACUGCUACAACCCCAACUGAUAAAUCUACUCCGGAACCUACAAAAGAUAAAAUAAUCGAAUUAGAAGUUUCAGCAAACAUCCCACCUGUAGAAACAAAAGUUAAAGUUGGGUUAAGAAGAAGACAAGAUAUUUCGUUUAAAUAUAUUCCUAAAGUCAUUGUCUUCACUUCUACGAAUGAAGGGGAACCUGGUAUCAAGGAAUUUUCUAGUGGUGAUAGAGGUGUAUUGGAAAAAUCCAUACCUGGAUUAACAUUAUUAAAACAUGAGGAUAUAUCUGAAUUGAAAGAAAUUAGAAAUGAAAUUUCUCGUGCUAAAAUCACAUCUGGACAGAGCAAGUGGUAUGAUUUAGUUACAAGUUCAUCAUGGAUUGCUUUGAGUGUUAUAAUGGGUAUAAUAUACGUUAUUAUAAUCAUCGUGUCAACAUUUUUAUUAGUAAGCUAUUAUAAAAAAUUUGGAUUUGCAGUGAAAAAUAUUAAAUUUUACAUUUAUCCCGGAAUUGCACUCGUUUGCAUAUUAGGGAUUAUCAUAUUAACGGUCGACCCUGGAAAUAUUCAUGAAGAAAGAAUAAGUUUAUUUGCUCAUGCAUUUAUCAGUAAUUCAAAAGAUCUAUUAUUGUUCAUCAUUUUCACAAUUUUGGAAAUUCAAUGGAAAAAGGCGGCAUCAAUCAUAUGUCAAACACAUCAACAUUAUUCCAAACAUACAACAAUUUUAAGUAAAAUAUAUUCGUAUAUUUUAUCGUUCUGCAUAACUGUAUUUAUGUUUGGAUUUUUAAUUAAAACAUUAUCAUUUUUGAAUACCACGACAACUUGGUUUAAAUCAAUAAUCAAAUUAGCUUAUGUGCUGGAGUCCGUCUCAGUAGGGUUUGUCGGUAUCGAAUUUAUAUUAUUUGGCGUAUAUAUCUUUACCGCGUUAAGAAAGAAAGUUCAACGACAGAACUUAAGGUAUAAAAGGAAAGUUACCGCAGUAAAAGUAUUAAUCAUGAACAUUUCUUUUGCGUUCGCAAUUCUAUUAUUUGUGGUUACUGAAUCCUUGCAAUUUUUAAUACCGACAAUCGUAAAUUUAUGGUUACACCUAGCGUUGGGAAACAUUGGUACUGUGGUAGCUUGUAUUAUUAUAAUGAUAGUUUUACAAGACGAAAUAAUUGGAAAACAUCUUCAAUUGGCUAAAACCAAUCGAAAUUUUGAUAAUAUGAAUGACCAUGAUAUUCGUUCUUCAAGCAGCGAUAGUAGUUCUUCCAUAGAUGUUACAUCUAUUGCGACGCCAGAAACGAUGACAAUAAAUAGAUUAUCCUUGGAUGCGCCACCGGUUAGUACAUUAUCAACACCAAGACAUUCAUUAUCAUCACCUAGACCCUCAUUAUCAUCAACAAGGCCUCCAAGAAAUUUAACUACAAUAGUUGAAUUGCCUUUAGAGCGCAAUAUGUCAACAUUUUCAUCCACAAAUUCAGAAACUUCAAGUAAUAGAUUAUUUCAUCAAAGGUUGCAUUCUAAUACCAGUAUGCUAUUGCAUACAUAUUUAAAUAAUUUAAAUGAUUUCUAA